CUCAAAGGUAGCAGCAGGAAUAGCGGUAACGUACUACUACAGUAUGACAGCGUGCUGCUUCUGUGAUUACCUACCAAUACUGACGGAUAGUAAUGUCGAAAAACUUCCGGAACAGUGUUAAGAUGCCACAUGGCUGCAGUGGGGGCCAGCGGGGUGCUGAUUGAUGGCCCUGCAGUUGAGACGGCCUGGCUGUCAUGACUGCGAUCAUUUGGAUGCUCACAUUGCUUCCUCAGGUCCUACCAGCCAUGAGUGAACUUCCUACACCUUACAAUGUGAAAGUGAACUCGAGUCAUUUCAUUCAUCUGUUGACUUGGGAGCCUGGACCAGGGACGCCCCGAGAAGCCUACUACAAUGUCUCAGUUUGCUCAGCGCAUGGCACAUCCUGGGAGCCGGUGAGCGGCUGUGAACAUGUCAAGCAGCCAUUGUUGUGCAACUUAACCGAGGCCUUCCCUGACCUCGAAAUGGCCUACUACAUCAGUGUCACAGCAGCACUCGGGGACCAAGCCUCACAGCCAGCCUACCAAAAUGACUUUGUACCCCUCAGAGACACUGACCUAGACCUGCCCCUGCUGACUGUCACUCCCUGUGACAGAGAUCUAUGUGUCAGCCUUCAUCCUCCUGUGGAGCACCUCAGGAAGGUCUAUGACUCCUUCCAUUACAACCUCUCGGUCAAGAGCAGCAGCGCUGACACACCCAAGUUUUUUGAGACCACGUCCCUGAAGGGAGAGAUCUUGAAGAAUGUGGCCCCUGGCAGACAGUACUGUGUCUCAGUCAGCUUGUCUAAAAAAAACACGGUGCGUGCGGUGUCCAACUUCAGCCAACCCCAGUGUGUCUCCACCACUGGCAUCCACUCUGCAGACGCACAGGUGUCAGCAGGGCUCUGUUUGUUUGUGGUGCUCAUUCUGGUCAUCCUGGGCCUACUAGUCCAAACUAAAUACAUCUGUCUCAGAGAGCCACUGCCAGCAGUCCUGACAUCCAUCAAGCACACAGAGGAGAUGCUGGUCCCUUCACCCUGCUGUACAACCUCUUAUUCCCUUAUACAUAUUGAGCCAACACUACCCUCUAGAGGUGAAACAGACAAUAACAUGUCAGAUGACAGCGAUGGGGAAAUAGACAUGGGGAGCACUACUGGGAGCAGGGGAGGAGACUAUAAUCUGCAUGCAGGCAUUAACCUCUCAGCUCCCUCCUCCUCCUGCCUGUCCUCUCCUUUGUGCCUUGAGCCUGCACGGCCGCCAAAUUCCUCCCCAAGCCUCAACACCUCGCUCAACCCAUCUGACAUUUUGGUUCCAGACUCUGAGCUCAACCGACUUUCAGUAUCAGAGCAACAGCCACAAGCUUUGAUUUCAGCAAAUAUCCAGUUGUUCGCAGGAUCAGACUGUGCACAGACCACAUGGACAACCUCACAGCCUUCUGUUUGUGGGCCAGAAUGGGACCAAAGUGCUUUGGGGCUCCGUCCUCAUACAGACAGUUGUGAUACUUUGGUUGUAGAGGGAACCAAGCCAAAAGAGGAGGAGGAGAAGGAGGAGGAGGAGGAGGAGGUGAAAGAGGGGAGUGGCCAGGGGGUGAACCUCCUCUUGCUAACCUUCGGUGGGCAUGAGGGGGAAGAGGAAGAGAAGGACAAACCAGGUGUGGAAAUGUCAGAGGUGGGAACAGCAUGUCACUUUGAGAGAGAUGAGUCCUGUUUCAGUACCACUCCCCUCCUGCCCUCACAACCUUCUCAUGCUCAGGAAGCUGCUAUACAAAUGGAAGCCACUUUUGCUGACAAGAAGGAGGAUGACGAGGACGAGGAUGACAAUUUCUCUGCUUACCUGAGGUGCGUCCAUGAAUGGAAGAUGGGGUGGUGGACACCAUUACUUCUGCAUUUACACCUUGUGGCAGGUGUGUCUCUGCCUGCCCCUGUCAAUGUGUCCAUAGAUUCCCUAAACAUGGAACACACACUCAACUUCCUGCCAGGCCUGGGGACUUCAGCCGACGCACACUUCAGAGUUCAAAUACUCCGCUUCAGGAGGAGGAACUCAUGGAAGCCUGUGGCCGGUUGCUUGGAGCUGGCAGCCACACAGACUUGUAACCUAACCGGAGAGUUCACGGAAACGCUGCAACAGUACCAAGCCCGUGUCCAGGCCUUUACACCCACCCAGGAAUCAAACUGGACAUUAACAGGGCAUUUCACACCAUAUACAGACACUGUGCUGGGCCCUCCUAAGGUGUCUGUGUCUGGCUGUGGGAACUGCUUGCUCCUGCAGGUCAGUCCUCCCACAAGCGGGUCGAUCCAGCAGAACAAACAGCUCCAGAAUCUGUACAGUGGGCUCCUCUGUGUGGUGCGCAGGACCAGGGAUGGUGCUCAGUUCAGCCUCAACUUAGCAUAUGAAGAGGAGAUUUUGAUUCGCUACCUGCAGCCAGGGGUGGAGUAUUGUGUGACGGUCACCGUGACAGCGACCAUCAACAGCAAUUCUAUGCCCACUGAACCCCACUGCGCCUUCACCGGCCCUCCAGCCAGCAGCUCAGUGCAUGUUACCCUCAGCCUGCUGUGUGUGUUCUGUGUGCUGCUGGUCCUGCUCGUUGCAAUGGUUGUCUACGGUGGUCACCUGACCUCCAAGUUAUCAGGGCAGCGCCCACCUGGAGCUCUGUCAUACAUCCCCUUCCAAGGCCAGGGUGAUGGACGUGCACAGCCUGAACAGUCCAACCAGGCCCUGGCCUCUCAGACACAUGACGAUAGCCCUGCUGACACGCACCACUCUGAUGAUCCUGUGCUGAGGAGCAGCUCGGCCGUGGCAGAAGGUGGCAGUGGUCCAGCUGCAAGACAGUGUGUUUAAGGUGGAUAAAGAGGUCGUGUAGAGGCUAUGUACAAGAAUCAGGACAACUGGUUUGAUGUGGAGGAAGAUGUCAGGGUGAGGGGUGCAUGAGGUGCUCGAGCUGGAGGGCAAUGCUAGGAAUUUGAUUUAGGAUCACUGGUCUUUAUGAUAUGGGUGAAGGCAGCAAUUUGAGUCAACUGUUUUGGAUGGUGGGAACUGAAGGCAUGUUUGUUGGCUGUGAAACUGUAUAGUUUAUCAUAAUUAUGUGCACCAGUGUAACCAAGAAAUUCUUUUAGACUGUGGGUUAACUUGUGGUUGGUGAUUCAAAUAAUUGUGACUAAGUGACUGGAUCUGAUGAGUGGGAGUCCUUCAGUACUACUUCAGUG
Messenger RNA from Myripristis murdjan (pinecone soldierfish), 3178 nucleotides. It is a transcript of the gene crfb2, whose product is annotated as cytokine receptor family member b2. Lineage: Eukaryota; Metazoa; Chordata; Actinopteri; Holocentriformes; Holocentridae. Gene Ontology annotation, biological process: cytokine-mediated signaling pathway. The transcript is spliced from 15 exons. The record is from RefSeq and is a predicted model, not a curated record. Bases 195 to 2813 code for a protein of 872 amino acids. Gene Ontology annotation, cellular component: plasma membrane. Gene Ontology annotation, molecular function: protein binding; cytokine receptor activity.